AGAAAUCACAGUUAGUCUCAAACACAUAGGAAAGUGUCGGUCCUAUUACUAUCCGAUGCACGAUCAGCUUUUGAGGGGGUAGAGGGAAGUUGUCGGCCAUUUUGAUUGUGACGCGCAGCGCGGAGGUCGUGGGCUCCACCAGUGACGAAGCCACUGGAGUUUUGACGUGGCUGCUACGUACCUGCCUGUUUGCCCACUCCGAUUGCAGCAAAGUUGGUGACGAGAAAUACGUAACUGUACAAUCAGUUUUACGUCUGCUAUGGAAUAUGCCGUAAAAUAUGGCGCCUUAAGGAAGAUGUACGAAUUUCUCGAAAAGGGCAAUGGGGGUUACGUGAUGAUUCUGACAUCUCUUUUCAUCGCUAACCGACACAUCGUGAUAUUAAUUGAUCUGCUUAUGUAAAUGACGCAGUAACACCGCCGAUUGCUGACUGGCGGGAAAUUUAAAACUUUUGCACUUUAAUGGAUAUCCCCAAUUUUGAGUUGAAUACGUUUUCGAUUCUUGGUCCUACUUGUUCUGAUGAUGUUUAUCUUUAGUCUGGAAGUCGAUUCGUGAUACUUCAAGGUUUGAGGUUCCCAGGCUAUGGAAAGUAUGGUUGAGGAAAAUGGAUCAGCUGUUGACCCAUUGUCUACGGGUUCUCAAAGCGGUGAUGCAGCACCAGCAAUAGCUACAUCGGUACAAUCUCUCAAUAGAACACAGCAGCAAACGCAUCAUCUGGUAGCUUCUACCAGCAUUGUGCAAUUGACACUACCUACGUCAGGGGCAACACAGGUACAAUCUGUUAUACAACCAAAUCAACAAUCAGUUAUUCAGACUGCAACAAACAUUCAACCUGUCGCUAUUUCAAAAGGAAAUGUCAUACUUGUCAGUAAACCCAACUCAGUUAUACAAACAGCCCAAGCAAGUUUACAAACACUUCAGGUGGUCGAGACUGGUAGUGAUGAUAGUUUCUCAGAUUCAGAAGAAUCUCCAGAACAAAGGGGUGGUAUUCUCACCAGACGGCCAUCUUACAAGAAAAUUCUUAAUGACUUAGGUGGUGGUGAAAUUACAGACGGUCGAUUGCCCCCUCUAGAAUCAUCUUCUGAGUGUGAUUCUAACGUGGACAGUGAAGUGUCUUCCCAUUCGCUUCAUUAUCAGACAGAAUUUUCUGCUGGCACCAUUCAAAUUGCUACCCAAGGAGAAGGUGUACCUGGACUUCACACACUAACUAUGAGUAAUGCAGCAACAGCAGGAGGAGCUAUAGUACAAUAUGCACAGGGUCAAGAUACACAAUUUUUUGUCCCAGUCUCUGACAAUGUUCCAGCUUAUACAGGACAUGGUGUUGUAGUAGAAGAUGCAGCUAGAAAAAGAGAAUUAAGGUUGCUUAAAAAUAGACAAGCAGCUCGCGAGUGUAGAAGGAAAAAGAAGGAAUAUAUAAAGUGUUUAGAAAAUCGUGUUGCAAUACUAGAAAACAGAAAUCAGACAUUAAUAGAAGAACUCAAAUCGUUAAAACAAUUAUGCGAACCGAAAACUGACUGAGGUUGGUGUUCAAUGUUAAAACAUUGUAUGAAAACUAUUAACCUGUUAAAAAACUUGUACAUGUCUUCUUUGUGUACAUUAUCCUAAAAAUUGUUAGGUAAGCAAUGGUGAUGUACAUGCAUUCUUAUAAAUAAGUGUUUCUGUAACAUACUGUAUUUAAAAUGCAAAUAUGAAGGCUUGUGAAACUUGCUAUUACUAAAGCGAGAAGUCAAAGGUAUAUGAAAUGCAGAGGCAGCAAACUUAUAGGCAAUAUUCUGGAAGUCAAUCUAUAUUUUGGAUAAACUUAACAAUCAUAUGAAUUCAUGUUAUUAACAUUUACAUAUUCAAAAUAUGUGUUAAUAACGAAAUAAUAACAUUAGUGUUGGAACAUAUUCAUUUAGAUUACAGUAACUAUGUGAUGUUGAAUGAUAUACCCGGAACUGGUUUACUUAUACAUAAACAUUGUAUUCGUGUAGUUUCAUUCUACCUGGAAAGACUUCACAAUAGUCAAAUAUCGUCAGAAUUACAAGAAAAAGAAAACAAGAGAGUAUGUUUAGUAGUCAAUUUAAAGUAAAUAAUUGGUCGCUAAUUACACAUAUUUGCGAGAAACGCCUUAUACACAAUAUUUGCUAGUGUAACUUAGAAAUUAGAUAUAAUUACGAGCUAAAAUCACAUAGUUUCUGCAUAAAAAGAAGAGCAUAGUUAGGCAACAGUGUCUAUAUUACUUUUUUCUUUCUGCAGUUUCUUUAUUCUUUUAUACUUCAAA
Molecule: messenger RNA, 2261 nt
Organism: Eufriesea mexicana
Lineage: Eukaryota; Metazoa; Arthropoda; Insecta; Hymenoptera; Apidae
Gene: CrebB
Product: Cyclic-AMP response element binding protein B
Exons: 10
Coding region: 581-1516 (311 amino acids)
Biological process (GO): regulation of transcription by RNA polymerase II
Cellular component (GO): transcription regulator complex; nucleus
Molecular function (GO): RNA polymerase II cis-regulatory region sequence-specific DNA binding; protein binding; DNA-binding transcription factor activity, RNA polymerase II-specific
Source: RefSeq, a predicted model, not a curated record